AUGUUCAGGAUUCGCCGCCGCUUGCCAGUCUUCUGGGCGCUAAUACAAGCAUGCAUGUUGCUCUUAAAGAUAAUCUUCAGUGCUGUCCAAAUUCAUGUUGUAGAGUUUCUCACAACGGGAAUUUCGACCGGCCAGAAGAAUCUCGGCAUCAGCAGCAGGCAGGAAACGAAGCUUGAUCGGCCAGGACAUAGAAGGGCACCAUCGGAUGCCAUUCUGGAAGAGAUAACAAACGGUCGUCGGACUGUUAAUAGCUUGCGCUUAAGAAGACCCUACUGGGGGACAAGUCCGCAGGAGGCGUAUCAACAUGCAAGACGUUAUCAACAGCAAGCCGGUUUGGGGGUCCAAGCUAACCCAGAAACGAAGGGUACGGUAGCGCAGCUGCGCACGGUUGCCCUUACAUACAGUAGCCUGCAGCUACUCCGGGAAAAGUAUUUCAGAUAA
Molecule: messenger RNA, 441 nt
Organism: Volvox carteri f. nagariensis
Lineage: Eukaryota; Viridiplantae; Chlorophyta; Chlorophyceae; Chlamydomonadales; Volvocaceae
Exons: 6
Coding region: 1-441 (146 amino acids)
Source: RefSeq, a predicted model, not a curated record